This is a messenger RNA of Phaeoacremonium minimum UCRPA7, 7725 nucleotides long. Its product is annotated as putative polyketide synthase protein. Bases 1 to 7725 code for a protein of 2574 amino acids. The transcript is spliced from 3 exons. The record is from RefSeq and is a predicted model, not a curated record. Gene Ontology annotation, biological process: secondary metabolite biosynthetic process; fatty acid biosynthetic process. Gene Ontology annotation, molecular function: phosphopantetheine binding; fatty acid synthase activity; oxidoreductase activity. Lineage: Eukaryota; Fungi; Ascomycota; Sordariomycetes; Togniniales; Togniniaceae.
AUGGGAAGCACCGACACCGGCGGCCCCGGCGGCAGCGGCAGCGGCUCAGACUGGGCCACCGAGCCCAUCGCCAUCAUCGGCCUGAGCUGCAAAUUCGCCGGCGAAGCCUCCUCCCCAUCGGGCCUCUGGAACAUGAUGUCGAAAGGCCGCAACGCAUGGACGCCCUUCCCCUCGUCGCGCUUCAACGCCAAGGGCGCGUACCACCCGGACUCGCACAAGCUCAGCACGACGAGCGUCAAAGGCGCCCACUUCAUGGACGAAGACCCAGGCCUCUUCGACGCGAACUUCUUCAGCUUCUCAGGCGAGGCCGCGGCGGCCGUCGACCCGCAGUACCGGCUGCAGCUCGAGUCGGCGUACGAGGCGCUCGAGAAUGCCGGACUGCCGAUGGGUGCCGUGGCGGGCUCCAACACGGCCGUGUACUCGGCUAUCUUCAUGCACGACUACCAUGAGGGGCUUGUGCGCGAUGAGGAUAACUUGCCGCGGUUUGAGCCCAUCGGCACGCUGGUUGCCAUGUCGGCGAAUCGGAUCUCGCACUUCUUUGAUCUUCGUGGCGCGAGCUUCACGCUCGAUACCGGAUGCUCGGGGGCCCUUGUCGCGCUGCAUCAGGCUGUCUUGGGCUUGCGAGCAGGUGAGGCCGAUAUGGCCAUCGUCAGUGGGGCGAAUGUCAUGUUGGCGCCUGAUCAGUUCAAGACGUUGACGUCCUUGGGUAUGCUCUCGCCCGACGGCAAGUCGUAUGCGUUGGACGCACGCGCAAACGGAUAUGGCCGCGGUGAAGGUGUGGGAACAAUAGUCGUCAAGCGUCUGAGAGACGCUCUUGCGGCAGGAGAUCCGGUGCGGGCCAUCAUACGCGAGACGGCCUUGAACCAGGAUGGCAAGACGGAAACCAUCACGACUCCAUCCGAGUCGGCUCAGGUCGAGUUGAUGCGGGAGUGCUAUCGACGAGCGGGCCUCAGUUCAAGUGAUACACAAUACUUUGAGCUCCACGGCACGGGCACACCAACCGGUGACCCCAUCGAGGCGCGCGCCAUCGCAGCUGUCUUCGGACCGGGAGGACCAACCCGAACAGGCCCUCUACGCGUCGGCUCAGUGAAAACAAACAUUGGCCACACUGAAGCGGCCUCAGGCCUCGCAUCAGUCAUCAAGGUGGUGCUGGCUCUGGAAAGGGGCCAGCUCCCGCCGACCGUAAACUUCGAGACGCCCAACCCCAAGCUGCGGCUCGACGAGUGGAAUCUAAAAGUAGCCACAGACCUUGAACCAUGGCCAGCCGCACCGGGCGAGCCGUGGCGUGCUUCCGUCAACAAUUUUGGGUAUGGAGGCAGUAACAGCCAUGUCAUUCUCGAAGGCGUUAGGUCCUUCCUCUCAGCUUCUUCGUCACAGACCAAUGACCAUUUCGAAGCCGAGAGCAGCAGCAACCCCAAGUCUGAGCUCCUCGUCUUCUACGCCCGCGACGAGCAAGCCUGCAAACGCAUGGUCUCCAGCACCAAGGAGUACCUCCAACAGCACAGCAGCCUUGGCCCAUCAACCAUGCAAGACCUCAGCUACACCCUCAGCCUCCACCGCACCCGCUUCCCCUCAGGCUGGGUCUCCGCACACGUGGUGCCCUACACAGACACCGACCCAACCCCAGCCACCGAUGCCCUCGACACAGCAACCCAAUUCAAGCCCACCCGCCUCCCCUCAACCCCGCCCCGCAUCGGCAUGGUCUUCACGGGCCAAGGCGCCCAAUGGUACGCCAUGGGCCGCGAGCUGAUCGAGCCAUAUCCCGUCCUCAAGGCGACGCUCAUCGAGGCAGAUGACUACCUCAAGGACUUCGGCGCCGAAUGGUCGCUGAGCGAGGAGCUGAUGCGCGACGCGGCGACAACGCGAGUGAACCAGACGGCGCUCAGCAUCUCCAUCUGCGUGGCUGUGCAGAUCGCGCUGGUGCGUCUGCUUAAAACAUGGGGUAUUACACCUGCGGCCGUGACAAGCCAUUCGUCGGGCGAGAUUGCUGCGGCGUAUGCCGCUGGGGCGCUGAGUCUGCGGCAGGCUAUGGCUUGUGCGUACUACCGCUCGUCGUGUGCGGCGAUUACUCCACGGAGUGGUCCCAAGGGGGCCAUGGCGGCUGUUGGCGUGGGAGAGAAGGCAGCGGUGGCGUACUUGGAGCGUCUCACGAAGGCGGAUGGUAAGGCAGUCGUGGCAUGCGUGAACAGCCCCAACAGCGUGACCAUCGCUGGCGAUGAGGCGGCGGUGGUUCAUGUUUUGGAAAUGGCCGAGGAGAACAGCGUCUUUGCGCGCCGUCUCAAGGUCGAUACGGGCUAUCAUUCCCACCACAUGAUGCCCAUUGCCGAGCCCUACAGAAAGGCUCUCCGCACUGCCCUCGCAACACAGAGAGAAGAUGAAGGCAAGACACUCGAUUGUAUCUUCUCGUCACCGGUCACAGGCGGCCGGAUCACACAUGCAAAGCAGCUGGCAGACCCAGAGCAUUGGGUCGGCAGCUUACUUCAGCCCGUGCAGUUCGUCAAAGCCUUUACCGACAUGGUCAGUCCUGGAUCAGGCAACGCCAACGUCGAUCUCAUCCUCGAAGUAGGACCUCACACAGCACUCGGCGGUCCCAUCAAAGAAACCCUGGCCCUGCCCGAGUUUGAGGGGUUGGAAAUCCCUUAUAUGGGCUGUCUCACACGCAACCAAGACGCGCGCGAGUGCAUGCUGGCAAUGGCACUCAAUCUCGUCCGCAGGGGCUACCAAGUUGAUCUUUCAGCCACGCGAAGCGCAGGACAGCAGAAGCCACGCGUGCUGAGCGAUCUGCCCUCGUACCCCUGGAAUCACGCCAAUAGGCACUGGGCUGAAGCGCGUGUUAACCAGGCCUACAGAGAACGGGACCAGGCGCCGCACCAUUUACUUGGCUCGCCUGUUCCGGGCGCAAAUCCCGAAGCUGCUACCUGGAGACAGAGGGUGCGCGUGUCGGAGAGUCCGUGGCUGAGGGAUCAUGUUGUCCAAGGUAACAUAUUGUAUCCCGGAGCUGGUUACAUAAGUUUAGCCAUCGAGGCCAUGAAGCAGCUGAGAGCCGAAUCGGCAUCCGGUUACAAGCUUCGUAACAUCGAGAUCCAUCAGGCGCUCGUGGUUCCAGACAACGCCGACGGGAUCGAGAUACAAACCGUGCUUCGGACUGUCAGCGACAAGAUCAUUGGUGCUCGAGGCUGGAGGGAGUUCGAGAUUUUGUCUGUCACUCAGGACAGCCACUGGACGCAGCAUGCCAAGGGUCUUAUCACUGUCGACUCGAACCUAGUAGACAAGAAAUCUGUACCAAAUCCCUUGGAAGAUUCGGGCUACACGCGACGCAUCGACCCCGAGGACAUGUGGGCCAGCUUGCGUAAACACGGCAUGAACCACGGACCCCUGUUCCGGAAUACUACGAGCAUCGUCCAAGACGGCAGCCCCAAGAGCAAGAUCCGGCAGUGCGUGACCACGAUCGAGGUGACUGGAUGCGAUGCCGACGCGCCAGUGAGCAAGCACCUACUUCACCCAACGACGCUGGACUCGGUCGUGAUAGCAUCAUACGCGGCCCUACCCGGCGGCGGUGCUCAAGAAGAAGGAGCCAGGGUGCCGGUGUCCAUCCGGAACCUCUGGGUCUCGGCUGCUGUGGCCAACACGCCCGGCCAUGCCCUCACCUGCCACACCAAGAUGGGACACCUCAGCCCGAAGAGCUUCCAGGCCGACGUGACUGUCGUCGACAACUCGGCACCUGUCCUUGAAGUGGAGGGUCUCGUCUGCCAGUCUCUUGGUCGCAGUUUCAACCCCGAACAGCAGCCCCAAUGGACCAAGGACAUGUACGCCAAGGUUGAAUGGGCCCCCGACCUACUGCUCUCAACCGGUUUAUCCGGCGGAUCACAAGCAGCCAAGACCUGGCUCGGUCCACCCCGCGAGCUGAAACUCAAAGACAAGCACGUCCUGAUGGGCCUCCGGCGUAUCUGCGUCUACUUCUGCCACGACGCACUUCAAUCCCUCACAGAGCAAGACAUCACCAACCUCAACCCACACCACGUCAAAUACCACGCCUGGAUGAAAGACACCCUCGCCCUCGCCGCCUCGUGCCGUCUAGGCCCCAACAGCGACAAAUGGACCCACGACUCCCCCCUCGAGCGAGAGCGCAACAUCGCCUUCGCCGAGUCCAAGAGCGCCGACGGCGAGCUGAUCUGCCGCCUGGGCCCCUUACUCGCGCCCAUCCUCCGCGGCGAGCAGGCCCCGCUCGAGGCCAUGAUGCAGGACAAACUGCUGUUCAAAUACGAGGCCAACGGCGUGCGCUUCGCGCCCGGCUUCGCCCAGCUUACCGCACUGCUGCGCGCCGUCGCGCACAAGAACCCGCGCGUACGCGUGCUGGAGAUCGGUGCCGGGGCUGGCGGUGCUACGCGGCAUGCUUUGCGGGCGAUGGGUGCCCAGGAUGAGGGCGGGCCGUUUGUCGAUAGCUGGCACUUCACGGAUAUCUCGUCGGGGUUCUUUGAGGCGGCACGCGACGAGUUUGCCAGUCAGGUCGACAUGCGGUUCGACAGGCUGGACAUCGAGCAGGAUCCGGCGGCGCAGGGCUUCCAGCUGGAGAGCUACGAUGUCGUUGUUGCUUCCCGCGUGUUGCAUGCUACCAAGGGGAUGGCUCGCACGUUAGAGAACGUCCGCAAGUUGAUGAAGCCGGGUGCCUCGCUGUUGCUCAUGGAGACGACGCAGGAUCAGGUCGACAUCCAGUUUGUCUAUGGCCUGCUUCCGGGUUGGUGGCGGAGCGAGGAACCGGAGCGCAAGUCUAGCCCGUCCUUCUCCAGUGCUGGGUGGGAAACCGUUCUUAAGAGUGCCGGUUUCAACGGUAUCGAUCUCGAGCUCCGCGACUACGAGACUCAUCAGGACAUGUACUCCCUCAGCAGCAUUCUGGCAUCAGUGCCCGCGCUCCCAUCCAGGCUGUCGGAAGACAGCAUCGUCAUCGUCACAAGCAAUGCUGCACUACCUCCAGACAACUGGCUACAGGCCCUGAGAGCAACCAUUGCGAAGACUGUCGGCGGACCUCUUCCUGCCGUACAGUCGCUCGAGUCUCCUACAAUUUCAUGCACCGCCAAGUUCUGUGUCUUCCUCGGCGAGGCAGGCCAGCCAUUGCUGAACAACCUAUCUGACACCGCAGCACUGGAUGGCAUCCGGGCCAUGCUGACUACCUCCAAAGGUGUACUGUGGGUCACUCGAGGAGGUGCAGUGGAAUGCACAGACCCCGACAUGGCCUUGGCCAAUGGCUUCCUGCGUGUUAUUCGCAACGAAUACGUCGGCCGCAGUCUGGUGACGCUGGAUCUAGACGCCAAAAAUCCGGCAUGGUCAGAACCCGACGUUUCAGCCAUCGUCCACGUGCUGACAGAGGGCGUGGGAAGUCGCCAGGGGCCGUCAGACUCCGAGGAGAACGAGUUUGCCCUGCGAGACGGCCUCGUAUUAGUUCCCCGCAUAUACAAGAACGCGCCUCUCGACAAGACACUGUCGCCCGAUGCUGCAGAACCUGAGCAGAUUGCCAACUCGGCCCUGUUCCAGGAUGGGCGCCCGUUGAGCUUGAAGGUAGGAAUGCCAGGAUUCCUGGACUCGCUGGUGUUUGAUGACCACGAGGGCUACGAGGAUUGGUACCCAGAGGAGGAUGCGGUGGUGAUUGAGCCACGGGCAUACGGAGUCAAUUCCCGUGAUGUCAUGGUUGCUAUGGGUCAGAUGCGGGAGAAUAUCAUGGGAGUCGAAUGUGCUGGUGUCAUCACCAGCUUAGGCAGCGAGGCCGCAGCGCAAGGCUUUGCCGUCGGCGACCGUGUCAUGGCUCUGCUACGCGGUCCGUUCGGCAGCUCUGCCCGCAUCUGCUGGCACUGUGUGUCGCCCAUUCCGGAAGGAAUGAGCUUCGAGGACGCCGCGUCUAUGCUCAUGGCCUUCACGACCGCCUACGUUGGUCUCGUCGACGUGGCCCGCCUCUGGCAGGGUCACUCGGUCUUGAUCAACGGCGUCACAGACGGCGUGGGUCAGGCGGCGAUCAUGUUGGCCAAAGACUACUUGGGGGCCGACGUGUACGUCACGGUUGGGUCUCAGGAGGAGCGCGAGUUCCUGGCACGCGAGUACAGCUUGCUGCCUGCGCGCAUCUUCAACAUCGAUGACGCCUCCCUCAAGUCGGACAUUCUGGCUGCUACGGGAGGUCGUGGUGUCGGUGUGGUGCUUAACUCGCUUAGUGGACCAUCGCUGCAGGCCGGCUUUGAUGUGCUCGCGCCCUUUGGCCACUUUGUUGAGGUAGGCAAGCGAGAUCUCCAAGACAACAGCCUCCUAGAGAUGUCCGCAUUCUCUCGGGUUGCGUCGUUCACAUCGGUCGACAUCAUCGCCCUCGCUCGACAGCGCCCAUCCGAGGCUUGUCGUGUUAUCAACGAGGUUGCCCGUCUCGCCGGCCAAGGCGUCAUCCGACACAUCAGCCCUGUGAGCAUCUUCCCCUUGGGUCAGAUCUCCAAAGCCAUGCGUCUUGUCCAGACAGAGAAGCAAAUGGGCAAGGUCGUUUUGUCAGUCUCCCCAGAAGAGCAAGUCAAAGUCCCGCCGCGUGUAGUCAAACCAAAGUUGAAGGCCGAAGUAUCAUAUCUGAUCGUCGGCGGCGUCGGCGGUCUGGGUCGACCGACGGCGUUCUGGAUGGCCGCAAAUGGGGCCAAGAACAUCAUCGUCAUUUCUAGGAGCGCCGGUAAGCUCGACGAGACGUCCUCGUUCGUGACUGGGCUACGUGAGCUCGGUUGCCGUGUUGUGGCCGUCAGCUGCGACGUGUCCGACAAAAACGAUCUGGCAAGGGCUCUGCAACACUGUGAAACCCAAGAGCGGCUUCCGCCCAUCCGAGGUGUUGUGCAGGGUGCCACGGUGCUCCGAGAUUCGAUCCUAGAAAACCUGACGCUAGACGACUGGCAGACCUCCAUCAAGCCCAAGGUCACAGCCACCUGGAACCUACACCGGUACUUCUCCAAGCCGGACAUGCUCGACUUCUUCGUCGUCUUCUCGUCACUAUCCGGCAUUUUCGGCUGGGCCAGCCAAGGGAACUACGCCGCCGGUGGCUCCUUCCAGGACGCUCUGGCGCUCUGGCGGACAUCGCAGGGUCUCCCCGCCGUGUCUCUCGACAUCGGCUGGGUGAAGGGCGUUGGCGCCUCCGAGUCCAAGAUCGUCUCGGACGGCCUCGGCAAGUCAGGCCAGUCGCUCGCCCUGUCCGACGAGGACGUGAUGCAAGCCCUCGGCACCGCCAUCCUCCACCCUCUUGAUCAGCCGCAGAUGCUUGUCGGUUUGAACUCGGGCCCGGGACCGCACUGGGACAUGACGAGCAAUAACUCGCCCAUGGGCCGCGACGCGCGCUUCAUGCCCUUGCGAUACAGGCCGCCGAUUGGCGCGAAGGGGCAGGGCAGUUCGCAGGCGCCGAAUGAGGCGGAAGGAGAUAUGAAGCCGCUCUCGGAGCUGUUGAAGGAGGCGGAGUCGCCCGAGGAUGCGCAGAAGCUGACGGCUGAUGCGAUUGCGAUGAAACUGGCUGACAUCUUCAUGCGGGAACGAGAUGACAUCGAUCUGAACAUGUCUCCCUCGUCACUUGGUGUUGACUCGCUCGUUGCUGUGGAGCUUCGCAACAUGCUCAUGUUGAAGGCCGGGGCAGAUGUGCCCAUCUUGGGUAUCUUGCAGAGUCCGUCGCUAACUGCGCUGGCCUCCGAUGUCGUGGCGAAGAGUAUAUAUGUGACGUCGAAAGCUUGA